Molecule: messenger RNA, 1707 nt
Organism: Physcomitrium patens
Lineage: Eukaryota; Viridiplantae; Streptophyta; Bryopsida; Funariales; Funariaceae
Product: TATA-binding protein 2
Biological process (GO): DNA-templated transcription initiation
Molecular function (GO): DNA binding
Source: RefSeq, a predicted model, not a curated record
GGAGACACUUCUAGUGGGUAAUUUCUAAUUUCCACUCUCCCCCACCACGAGUGUGCGGGUCUCCUCCUCCUCACCCUCCAUCUUCUGCUGCCAGAACCAUACAUAAGCAGUCAGCCGUCUUGUGUUGGAAGUGGGAUCUAGCUAUAAGCCUGAUCUACCGCACUACCUGCUGCAUCAAAUCUCUCCCUGCUCCUGACUCGCCCUCUGCUCAGGCCUUGUAUAUAUAUAAUUUGACCAGAGCGUUUAGUUCUGGAGAGCAAGUCGUGCCGAGAAAGCCACCCCAUCAAGGGUUUCGUCUUUAAUUUGAAGUGAAGGGGAUGGCUGAGGCAGUCUUGGAGGGUAGCCAGCCUGUGGACCUUGCCAAACAUCCCUCCGGCAUCAUUCCUACGCUGCAGAAUAUUGUCUCAACUGUUAAUAUGGAUUGUCGCUUGGAUUUAAAGAAAAUUGCCUUACAGGCCCGAAAUGCUGAAUAUAACCCUAAGCGUUUUGCAGCUGUUAUUAUGCGAAUAAGGGAGCCAAAAACGACUGCCCUCAUUUUUGCAUCUGGUAAAAUGGUGUGCACGGGUGCCAAGAGUGAGCAACAGUCAAAGUUGGCUGCAAGAAAGUAUGCUCGCAUCAUUCAAAAGCUUGGCUUUCAAGCUCAUUUCAAGGACUUCAAAAUUCAGAAUAUUGUUGGAUCAUGUGACGUGAAGUUCCCUAUCCGGCUCGAGGGUUUAGCAUAUGCCCAUGGUCAUUUUUCAAGUUAUGAACCAGAGUUGUUCCCAGGGUUGAUAUAUAGAAUGAAGCAGCCCAAGAUUGUAUUGCUUAUCUUCGUGUCUGGAAAGAUUGUCCUUACUGGUGCUAAGGUAAGGGAUGAGAUUUACGAGGCCUUCGAGAAUAUUUAUCCUGUGUUGACAGAGUUUAGGAAGAUCCAGCAGUGGUACGUCCCUUCUCUGCCUUACAUCAUUUCUUGAAUUCUACAUGUCUUGUACCAUAAGUUGUAGCAAAAUCAGUCGCUGACCUGACUUUCCGGAUAUUUCUUUUGAGCGGAGUGCCAAUUACGUAGAUUGUAUAUCAAUAGAUUAAAUUGGUAUGAAGUCAAAUAAGCUGAAAAUCUGAGGUUAUGGUUUGGUAAAGAUCAAGAGGACUGCACUGAUGGUUGGAGUGACUUCGUGCGACACAAAUACACAAGUCUUUUUCUCGAGAAUUUUCUUAUACUCACUUACACUCUCAAAAGCAAGCAUCUUGUGGCAGCUUCGGUUUGCCUGUCCUGGUGCAUCAUUGGCGUGGUUUCUUCCUGUCUUCACAAGGAACGAUGGCAAAAGAAAGAGAGUAGGUUGUAGAUUUUCUUAUUUGCACCAAAAUACUCAAUGGAGUUGCAAGGACUGCUCAGAUCUCCAUUUUUUAAGUCGGUUCCUAUGGGAUGCAUGAUUCUGUAGAUUUGUCGCAUGUUGGCUUCCAUCAAGGCCUCCUUUUGCGGCAGAAUGUUUAUGUACCUAUAAUUCUUGGAUGACUCUAGUCACGAGGCGCAUUGGGCUACAGUCCACCUUUGGAGGAAGAGCACAUGUGCUCUGUAGAUUACUGCAGAUGACAUUUUCAUGAGAGACUUCAAAAAAAGUAGACAUUAUUUCCAAGGUUUGAGCGAAUGAAAGCCGCCAGAGUUCUAAUUCCGAUGUACCAUUCUUCAUACUAAUUAUCAACGUUUUCAAAAUCACUUUUCUUGACCAA